UCUUUGUGUGGCACGAUGCGCGCGAGCGGCGGCGGAGCUGCUUCUCACUUUUACAAAAACUAAAAACACUUUUUAGCACCGGGGAGGAAAAAAGAAAGGGGAAAAAAAGAACCGCCGUCGUCGUUCGGAAGCCGCGCGCGCGCUGUUGGAUCUACUGUCGGCUUCUUUGAAGUUGGCUGCGGUCAUCGGAUCGUCACAAUCGAGCAUUUUUGUCGACGUCCGAGCGGCCGGAGAGAGAGAGAGACACUCACACGUCCUCCGAGGACUCAAAGUGUGAGAGAGGACCAAAGACCAGCUCCGUCCGUGCCAUCUGGAGGCCACGCGUGAAGGAUUUUACGUGGCGUGCGUGGAUAUUAAAUGUUUACCUGAGGAGACAAAAGGUAAAGAGGAUCGGAGGCGCUAACAAGGCAGGAGGAGCAGGAAGAGGUGCUGCUGCAGCUCCCGGAGCCCAACAACCAGCCGCGUGCGCCGAAAACAUCACGCACUCACCAAAUGUGUCAACUUUGGAAUUUGUGCGAUUAAAGCGGAUCAAACAUUUACCUGGGGCUCGAUCUCAUAAUGCAAAUCAUGUUUUAAUAAAGGCAUAUAUUUGAAAAGACCUCAGACAAACAGGAUCAUUGACAACAAAGGCGCCAUUCCCCCAACGGUUAACCGCCGAGGCGUUACGGUCGGUUGUUUUCUGUUUGUUCAGGUACAAGCCACAGAGGAACGGCCGGCCUGUGCGCGCGCUCCCCGCGGCCGACGACGACGCCUCGUGCGCCGCCACCCUGCGGUGAUUUACCGCUGGUAGAGCGACCGACCCGACAUGUACCCGCAAGGCCGGCAUCCGGCACCUCACCAGCCGGGUCAGCCUGGCUUCAAGUUCACUGUGGCCGAGUCAUGUGACAGGAUCAAAGACGAGUUUCAGUUCCUGCAGGCCCAGUACCACAGUCUUAAAGUGGAGUACGAUAAGCUGGCCAGUGAGAAGACGGAGAUGCAGCGUCACUAUGUCAUGUACUAUGAGAUGUCCUACGGGCUCAACAUUGAGAUGCACAAACAGACUGAGAUUGCCAAACGUCUCAAUGCAAUCCUGGCUCAGAUCAUGCCCUUCUUGUCACAAGAGCAUCAACAGCAGGUGGCGCAGGCUGUUGAACGGGCAAAACAGGUGACGAUGACUGAGCUGAAUGCUAUCAUCGGGGUACGUGGACUUCCAAAUCUGCCUCUCACUCAGCAGCUCCAGGCCCAGCACCUGUCCCACGCGGCCCACGGCCCCCCGGUCCAGCUGCCCCCGCACCCCUCUGGCCUGCAGCCCCCCGGGAUCCCCCCUGUAACGGGCGCCGGCUCUGGGCUGUUGGCGCUGAGUGCUCUUGGCAGCCAGGCCCACCUGCCCGUCAAGGAUGAGAAGAACCACCACGACUUGGAACACCGAGAGCGUGAGUCCAGCACGAACAACUCUGUAUCUCCGUCAGACAGCCUGCGAACAGCUAACGAAAAGCACCGCGGCUCCUCGGAUUACAGCCUCGACUCCAAGAAACGCAAAGUGGACGACAAAGACAGCAUGAGUCGAUAUGACAGUGACGGGGACAAAAGUGACGACUUGGUGGUGGACGUGUCCAAUGAGGACCCGGCCACCCCGCGGGUCAGCCCCGCUCACUCCCCUCCGGAGAACGGCCUGGAUAAAUCGCGGGUCCUAAAGAAGGACGCCGCCCCCAACAGCCCCGCCUCUGUUGCCUCUUCAGGCAGCACGCCGUCCUCCAAAGCAAAAGACCAUGCCCAUAAUGACAAGUCGUCCACGCCCAGCCUGAAGUCCAACACCCCGACGCCGAGGAACGAAGCCCCGACACCAGGAACCAGCAGCACUCCAGGACUACGACCCCUGACGAUGGGCAAACCGCACGUGAUGGAGGCACUGGCUGCCCCCGCCCUGCGUACGCCGCUGUCCAUUGCCAGCUCCUAUGCCUCACCCUUUGCCAUGAUGGGUCAUCAUGAGAUGAAUGGGUCCCUGACCAGUCCUGGUGUUUAUCCCGGACUCAUCUCGCCGCAAAUGAGUGCUGCCGCUGCCGCCGCUGCUGCAUACGGCCGCUCCCCGAUGGCAGGGUUUGAUCCUCAUCCCCAUAUGAGAGCUCCGGGUUUACCAGCUAGCCUCACGUCGAUUUCCGGAGGAAAACCGGCUUAUUCUUUCCAUGUGAGUGCAGAUGGUCAGAUGCAACCUGUGCCCUUCCCUCCGGAUGCGCUAAUAGGCCCAGGCAUCCCACGCCACGCUCGCCAGAUCAACACCCUGAGCCACGGGGAGGUGGUGUGUGCCGUCACCAUCAGCAACCCCACGCGGCACGUCUACACCGGGGGCAAAGGUUGUGUCAAGAUCUGGGACAUCAGCCAACCUGGCACCAAGAGCCCGGUUUCCCAAUUGGACUGCCUGAACCGGGACAAUUAUAUCCGCUCGUGCAAGCUGUUGCCGGAUGGCCGCACCCUGAUCGUGGGGGGCGAGGCCAGCACGCUGACCAUUUGGGAUCUGGCCUCGCAGACACCUCGCAUUAAGGCGGAGCUAACGUCCUCGGCGCCAGCCUGCUACGCGCUGGCCAUAAGCCCCGAUGCCAAAGUGUGCUUCUCCUGCUGCUCAGACGGGAACAUCGCAGUGUGGGACCUCCACAACCAGACCCUCGUCAGGCAGUUCCAGGGCCACACAGACGGCGCCAGCUGCAUCGACAUCUCCCACGAUGGCACCAAACUGUGGACCGGAGGGUUGGAUAACACCGUGCGCUCGUGGGACCUGAGAGAGGGACGGCAGCUCCAGCAGCAUGACUUCACCUCUCAGAUCUUCUCUUUGGGCUACUGUCCCACCGGCGAGUGGCUGGCAGUGGGGAUGGAGAGCAGUAACGUGGAGGUGCUCCACCACACCAAGCCAGACAAGUACCAGCUGCACCUGCACGAAAGCUGCGUCCUCUCACUGAAGUUCGCCUACUGUGGUAAAUGGUUUGUGAGCACGGGCAAAGACAACCUGCUGAACGCGUGGCGGACUCCUUACGGCGCCAGUAUAUUCCAGUCAAAGGAGUCGUCGUCGGUCCUGAGCUGCGACAUCUCAGCUGACGACAAAUACAUCGUGACGGGAUCUGGAGACAAGAAGGCCACAGUCUAUGAGGUCAUUUACUAAACAAGCUUCUACUGAGACCACAGAACUUUCUACGGCUGAAGGAAUAUCGACUCUUCAGCUGGAAAUACCUUCUUGUCUGGAUUUUUUUUUUUUUUUUUUUUUGAGUUCCUGACCAUAUAUUUUUUUUUAUUUUUUUGUUGAAGCCCAACGAAGCGGAGCUUCACUGGUUCACAGGCAUCUUGUGAAAAAAAUGUACAUAUCGGAUUAAAUAAGACAUUUUAUAUUAAAUAUAUAUUUUCAAGUCCUGGAUGUACUUGUGAUGAUUUUUUUUUUUUUGACGUCUGUUUUACAGCGAGAACAGAAAAUAUGUGAAACAUUUUUCCUGCCGUCUGUCUCCUGAAAGUACAUCAUGUGACCUUUUCAAACACAAGGACUCAGACGUGUAAAAAAAAAACUAAACAAA
Molecule: messenger RNA, 3533 nt
Organism: Thalassophryne amazonica
Lineage: Eukaryota; Metazoa; Chordata; Actinopteri; Batrachoidiformes; Batrachoididae
Product: transducin-like enhancer protein 3-B
Exons: 20
Coding region: 806-3130 (774 amino acids)
Biological process (GO): negative regulation of canonical Wnt signaling pathway; regulation of DNA-templated transcription
Cellular component (GO): transcription regulator complex; nucleus
Molecular function (GO): protein binding; transcription corepressor activity
Source: RefSeq, a predicted model, not a curated record